Molecule: messenger RNA, 2450 nt
Organism: Candoia aspera
Lineage: Eukaryota; Metazoa; Chordata; Lepidosauria; Squamata; Candoiidae
Gene: FDXR
Product: ferredoxin reductase
Exons: 12
Coding region: 42-1523 (493 amino acids)
Biological process (GO): ubiquinone biosynthetic process
Cellular component (GO): mitochondrion
Source: RefSeq, a predicted model, not a curated record
GGGUAGGCGCCGUGGUUUGACGCUGUCACGCUGCUCUCACGAUGAGCCGUACUGGGUGGCUGCUUGGCUGUGCCAGUCUUUCCGCGCUCCGUGUCUUGCUGCCCAAAGGCCCCCUAGAAGGUAUCAAGCGGCUUCUUUCCACAGCUGAGUUCAGACCUCGAAUAUGUAUUGUAGGCAGUGGACCAGCUGGAUUCUACACAGCACAACAUCUCCUGAAGCAUCACAAACUGACUCAGGUGGAUAUUUACGAGAAGUUGCCAGUUCCGUUUGGCUUGGUUCGUUUUGGAGUAGCUCCUGACCACCCAGAAGUCAAGAAUGUGAUCAACACAUUUACUCAGACAGCCCGCUCUGACCGCUGCUCCUUUUCUGGGAAUGUGACUGUGGGGAGGGACGUAACUGUGGAGGAGCUGCAGAAAGCCUAUCACGCAGUGGUUUUGAGUUAUGGCGCCGAGGACAAUCGGGCCCUUGGAAUUCCUGGGGAGGACCUUGAAGGGGUCUACACAGCGAGAGCAUUUGUCGGAUGGUACAAUGGCUUGCCAGAGAACAAAGAUCUGAAACCAGACUUGAGCAGCGAGACGGCUGUCAUCCUAGGACAUGGGAAUGUGGCGCUGGACAUUGCACGGGUUCUCUUGUCACCCCUUGAAAUUCUUCGGAAGACUGACAUCACUGAAGAGUCCUUCUCAGCCUUGGCCAGCAGCAAAGUCAAGCGGGUGUUUCUUAUCGGCAGGAGGGGUCCCCUUCAGGUGGCUUUCACCAUAAAGGAGCUGCGGGAAAUGAUCAACCUACCCAGCGUUAGACCUUUCCUGGAUCCUACAGAUUUCAGAGACCUUGGAGAUGCCAUUAAAGACAUCCCAAGACCUAAGAAACGUCUGAUUGAGCUAAUGGUCAAAACAGCUUUGGAAGAGCCACCAGAGGAGGUGGGUGGCCGCUGGGCUUCAGCACCCAAGGAGUGGCGAUUGAAGUUUCUGCGCAGUCCGCUGGAAGUGUUGCCCACCAUUGAUGGAAAGAGAGCGAGAGCCAUACAGUUAGCAGUCACCAGGUUGGAAGGUGCCGGAGGUGCUGUGAAAGCAGUUCCCACUGGAGAAGUCGAGGAACUAAGGUCUGGCCUGAUUUUUAGCAGCAUUGGGUACAAAAGCCUUCCAAUUGACCCUGCAGUGCCCUUUGACAGCGAGCAAGGUGUUAUUCCCAACAAUUCAGGCAGAGUUCUUGGGGCACCAGGGCUCUAUUGCAGUGGCUGGGUAAAGCGGGGACCUACCGGUGUAAUCAUCACAACUAUGAAUGAUAGCUUUGACACAGCCCAGUCUGUGCUAGAAGAUCUGCAGUCCGGUGCCUUGGAGCUCUCCGCUGCCAAGGAAGGCUUUGAUUUAGUGAGCCACAUCCUUCGAUCCCGAGGGGUCCACCCUGUUUCCUUUUUGGAUUGGGAGAAGAUCAAUGCUGUGGAAGUGGCAAGAGGCAAGUUGGCCGGAAAGCCUCGGGAGAAAAUAGUUGAUCAGGAGGAAAUGCUAGAAUUGAUUGGACGCUGAGACUGGACUUGCCCAAGAUUAUCAACAUGAUGUUCCUGCACCAAUCAAAGGUUGCAACAGAUUGUGCAGUUCCCUUUCAUUACUCUACAGAUAUUCCACUAGCAACAUCUGCAGGCUUUGAAUGUCUGAAUCAGUUGAGGGUACUGAAAGCUUGUUGAUGUCCCAAGCGAUGGGUUUCAUCUAUAGCUUGGUACAUCCUUGUGCUGUUUCUAUUGGGAUGCUCUCUGUUUCUCUGGAGCUACUACAAGCAGCUCCCAAACAGGAGCAGUUCUCUCUUUGUCAUGGUCCCUGUAGAAAAGGGGACUGGAGCAGGUAAAGUCUUUCAGAGUUUCAUUUUCAGGGAUUUAUAGACAGGUGUACGUGCCUUACCUGCUUUUGCAGGGAUUUGUGAUGGGCUUUUUUUCUGUGGUGUGGAGUGGGGAUUGAGAGUGGUGGCUGUGUUUUGUUUUAUCCUGGUCUCAUCUCCACAUGUACAAACCAGGUGAAGAAACUGCUGGGCAUGAUUUCCACCACAAUCCCUCCUUUUCCCCUGCAUUUCUGCUGACCUUUUGCCAUUAGAUCUGCUGACAUCAUGACAGCCUUCGUUGAACAUUCACAAUUAAAUGUGCAGAGCAUUCCACGUGCGCUGGGCAGCCUUACAAAUGCUUGAAAUAAAUUAAAUAAAUUUGUAGGUUGCUUUGAAGGUGCUGGAUGUAACUGUAAAGUUUUUUGCUCUAGAGGAAAGGAGGAAAGUUUUGCUGUAGAGGGAAGGGGGAGAUAAACUUGGACUGAGUAAUCAUGAGGAUAAGCCAGAUAGGAAAGGCCAUAUCAGUCCCUUUUCCUAUUAGCUCUGAAAUUCCUUCCUUCUCACAUCCCAACUUUGCUAUCGAACUGUGUAUUGUAUAAUCGUUUUUAAAAAUAAAGCUCUUUCUCGAACAGUGAACCUGG